UAAAAUAACGGUGCGUACGUUAUUUGUUUUGUGAAAUUCGGCACAUGGACUUUAUAAGUUCACGGUCUAGAAAUUGACACCAUAACAAACCAAACAAAACAAAUAUCUGACAAAAGUCUUGCAAGAUGGAUCGCAAAGUUUUCGUUGUUGGUGUGGGGAUGACCAAGUUUGAGAAACCAGGAUCGAGGGAAGACUUUGAUUACCCAGAUAUGGCAAAGGAAGCAGGAAUGAAGGCUCUUGAAGAUGCAGGAUUGUCCUAUGACGCUGUCGAACAAGCUUGUGUUGGAUAUGUCUAUGGUGAUUCCACUUGUGGACAGCGAGCCGUAUAUCAGCUGGGCAUGACAGGAAUCCCGGUGUAUAAUGUAAACAACAACUGUUCAACAGGAUCUACAGCCCUGUUCAUGGCAAAGCAGCUAGUCCAAGGAGGUAUGGCAGAUUGUGUUCUGGCACUAGGUUUUGAGAAGAUGGAAAGGGGGUCAUUGAAGGCACAUUAUAAUGACAGAACGAAUCCUAUGGACAAACAUAUGGAGGUGAUGAUAGAAAGUCGGGGCUAUGAGAAAGGACCUGCAGCUGCUCAGAUGUUUGGAAAUGCAGGCCGCGAGCACAUGGAAAAAUAUGGAACAAAACCAGAGCACUUUGCCAAGAUUGCUUGGAAGAACCAUAAACACUCUACCAACAACCCGUACUCCCAAUUCCAGCAGUACUAUACCCUAGAGGAGAUCCAGGGCUCCCCUCAGAUCCACACUCCUCUCACCAAACUGCAGUGCUGUCCCACUUCUGAUGGCUCGGCAGCAGCCAUUCUCUGCAGUGAAGACUUUGUAAGGAAACACAACCUCGAAGCACAGGCCGUGGAAAUCCUGGCCAUGCAAAUGGCCACCGACCUGCCAUCAUCGUUCAAGGAGAAGAGCUGCAUAAAGAUGGUUGGAUACGACAUGUCAAAGAAGGCAGCCGAGCAAGUUUACAGAAAGGCAGGUAUCAGUCCAGACCAGGUGCAGGUGGUGGAGCUCCAUGACUGUUUCUCCUGCAAUGAGCUGAUCACCUAUGAGGCCCUUGGUCUAUGUCCUGAAGGCAAGGCAGGUGAAAUGGUGGACAAGGGAGACAAUACCUACGGGGGUCGCUAUGUCAUCAACCCCAGUGGUGGGCUCAUAUCCAAGGGACAUCCUCUGGGAGCCACUGGCCUUGCCCAAUGCGCUGAGCUAUGUUGGCAGUUACGAGGUAUGGCGGGCAAGCGUCAGGUGUCAGGUGCCCGGAUUGCACUCCAACAUAACAUUGGGCUCGGGGGAGCGGCGGUGGUUGGUCUCUAUAGGCUGGGCUUCCCUCAGAAGCAUAGUGCUCAACUACAAGCAGUCCCAGCUUCAAGUGUUGCUGCUGAAGAUUUUAAAAGUAAUGCUGUUUUUGGACAGAUCAAGCAAGCCUUAGAAAAGGAAGGGGCCACCAUUGUGAAGAAGAUGAAUGGAGUGUUUUGUUUCCGUGUGAAGAAAGCUGACAAUUCAGAAGGUAUUUGGGUCGUCGACGCGAAGAAUGGCACUGGAUCAGUAAAGUUUGGGGGACCAGCCAAUGGAGAUGUGACGAUACUCAUGUCAGAUGAGGACAUGUUUAGCCUCAUGACAGGAAAACUCAACCCCCAGUCUGCAUUUUUCCAAGGCAAGUUGAAAAUCCAAGGCAAUAUGGGUCUGGCCAUGAAAUUGAAGGAAAUUCAACCUAAAGGACAGUCCAAGUUGUGAAGAUGUGAACAUUAUGCAAAUGACUGUGCUUCUAACAAAUCUGCAAGGAACAGUAGUUACAAAUCAAAUUAUAUCAAUCUAUUACCAGGAACUCUUUGAUGAAUUUACCAAUUGCUGUGUUUUGAUUGAAAGCAGCUUCCGUCAUAUUGCAAUUAUUUAUUUAUGGCAGUUAAUAUUCUAAUUAUGCAAUCAAAUCUGUUUGUGAUUAAUUUUGAUAGCUGUUUGAAUAUUGUUGUUGAAUUACAGUAGUUCAUAGGGCUAAUGAUUAUGAAUUUAUUAUAAAAAAGGUGUUUUGUUGAAACUUUUAAUUCAGUAUUAUUAUGAAUUAAUCAAGUUUAGUGAUUUUAAUGAAAAGAUAUUUUUAAAUACACAAUCGUUUCAUUAUCAUGCCAUUUUGGACAAAGGCUUUUGGUUUAAGUUUGAUAAACCUUCCUUAAUAUAAACUUACUUUUUACACCAGGUGUUCUCUUUAUAGCCCUAAAUAAAUGUACAUGAACAACUGUUAUUUUCAGUUUUCCACUGUUAAAAAACAUAUGUUUACAACUUGUAUUCUCUGUUCUUCAUUCUUAAUAAAGUGACUUUGACAACUUUUCCUACAAGUUGAAGAGGGAAAAAUGGAAUCACCAUAGAUGUCUGUCCGUUUUUCUGUUGGUCCAUCUGUCAGUCUGUCUAUUUGUCCGUAGACUCGAACUUGUAUCUAGGCAUUCUCCAAUCAACAUACAGCAUUCUAGCUUACAUGCACUGUUCCCUCUGAUAUGAAGUUGUGCAUGUCAUUGUGCGUUUCUUAUCAUCCCAAGUUAAAAAUAAUAUCUGUAAUGCUCCUUUUUCAACUCACACAUUCUAAAACAUCAUGCUACAUUUUACAACACGCAGCAAGGUAUUCUUCAAGACUGGUGUGAAAAACUAUAGUUAUGCCAGGCAUUCUCUGUUCUCCAACCCUCAUUAAAUGUAUAAUAAACCUUUUGUUGUUGUUUUCUUCACUUCUUAUAAGCUUACUUUUAUUACUCCACUGUUUGUAAGUUUUAUGAUUUUAUUUUGUAUUUUUCAUUGUUUGAUCAUUUAAAACCUGUUUUUGACUGUAGAAACCAAUGUUGUUAAAAUGCCUCUUUGAAUUAUGCAAGUAUUUGGAAAUAACUACCUUUUUAUGUUUAUAAUGUUUAUGUGAAUUCAAUUAUGUAUAUUAUGUGUAUGUGAUAAUAAAGUAGUAUAUUUAAAUUAUGAAGGAAAAUACAAUAAUUGAAAGAAUUUA
Dreissena polymorpha is the source of this 2973-nucleotide messenger RNA. RefSeq names its product sterol carrier protein 2-like. Gene Ontology annotation, molecular function: acyltransferase activity, transferring groups other than amino-acyl groups. Lineage: Eukaryota; Metazoa; Mollusca; Bivalvia; Myida; Dreissenidae. The record is from RefSeq and is a predicted model, not a curated record. The coding region runs from base 126 to 1724 and encodes 532 amino acids. The transcript is spliced from 17 exons.